This is a messenger RNA of Saprolegnia diclina VS20, 635 nucleotides long. RefSeq lists its product as hypothetical. The coding region runs from base 8 to 505 and encodes 165 amino acids. The record is from RefSeq and is a predicted model, not a curated record. The transcript has a single exon. Lineage: Eukaryota; Oomycota; Saprolegniomycetes; Saprolegniales; Saprolegniaceae.
AGCACACAUGACAAGCCCCAUCAUGACCUCGUGGCACGACCUCCUCGGUCCUCGCUUGCGCUUGAGUGGCGGCAAGGAGGUUCCGACAGCAGACCAUCUCGCGACCACGUCGGUCGUCGGCCUCUACUUUAGCGCUCACUGGUGCGGCCCGUGCCGCGAGUUUACGCCAACGCUCUCGACGCUCUACGACGACAUUUUGGAGGCGCACCCCGACUUCGACGUGGUCUUUGUCUCGAGCGACAAAGCCGAGGACGAGUUUUGCCUCUACCACGACGAGAUGCCGUUUCCGGCCUUGCCGUGGGUCGACCGGACGCGCCAAGCGGCGUUGCGCGAGCACUUUCACAUCCGGUUCUUACCCGCGCUCGUCAUUUUGAACACCGUUGACGGCAGCCACGCUAUUGUGCGCAACGCGUGCGAUGGCCGCCGACUCUUUGUGUCGGCGAACGGCAAUGUCGACAAGAUCUGGGACACGGUGCGCUACGGCCCGCCGUCGCUCGCUGCGUAGCGCGGUGGCAGCGACUGCGUGCGAAUGAUAUCGUUUCUUGACGAGGUUAGGUCGUACUAGUAGUGCAAUUGUAGUAAUAGAUCGUUAAAGUGUAUAUUCUACACUCUAUUUUAUGUUGAAAAGAGGGCAA